Messenger RNA from Vicia faba (fava bean), 648 nucleotides. Lineage: Eukaryota; Viridiplantae; Streptophyta; Magnoliopsida; Fabales; Fabaceae. The record is from the annotation of a GenBank genome assembly.
AUGAAACACGAUUUAGUGGUGCAAGAAGGAUACGUUUUUGAACAAGAGAUUCAUCUCACAGUGCUUAAAACCUCUCUUUUCUUCGCCGGUGAUGGUUUCACGGUCUAUGAUUCUAAAGGUGAAGUUAUUUUCAGAGUUGAAUCUUAUGGACCUGAUUCUCGUGACCUUGAUGAACUUGUUUUAAUGGAUCCGGAUGGCCGCUGUCUCCUCACCGUUCGCCGCAAGAAAGCGAGUCUACAUCAACGGUGGGAUGGCUACAAAGGCGAAAGAAUAAACGGUGAUAAACCCACCUUCAGCGUGAAGCGAUCAUCAAUAAUGGGACGGUCAUAUGCUGGAGUUACAGUGGAGGUGUACGAUACUACCGGUGAGGAGUACCACAUUGAAGGAUGUUUCUCGGAACGCAGUUGCACCGUUUAUAACGCCACAAAAGAAUCGGUGGCUGAGAUUCAUCGCAAAGUGGACCCCACCACAGGUGUUUUGAUUGGGAAAGAAGUGUUCUCUCUUUGUGUUAAGCCUGGCUUUGAUGCUGCUUUUGCAAUGGGAUUCGUGCUUGUUCUUGAUCAAAUCGGCGGUGAUGAUUCUCUUGAGGAGGAUGCCAGAGCUGAGCCUACGGUGCACCCUACCACAGAAGAUUAUGAGGAUAAAUAA